Molecule: messenger RNA, 6156 nt
Organism: Scatophagus argus
Lineage: Eukaryota; Metazoa; Chordata; Actinopteri; Scatophagidae
Gene: tyro3
Product: TYRO3 protein tyrosine kinase
Exons: 19
Coding region: 267-2912 (881 amino acids)
Biological process (GO): cell surface receptor protein tyrosine kinase signaling pathway; nervous system development; multicellular organism development
Cellular component (GO): signaling receptor complex
Molecular function (GO): protein binding; transmembrane receptor protein tyrosine kinase activity; ATP binding
Source: RefSeq, a predicted model, not a curated record
UGUGUGUGAAAGUGCUCGUGCAGCCUGAAAACAGACUGAAUGAACUUCCUGCGCUUUUCGCUCCUUCAGCGAAGCAGAAGUAAACUUUGAUUUGUAAUCCGUUUGUUUUCCGUUCGCCUCAUGAUUUGAACGGCUGCGCUUCCCUCCGGUGGAAACCCUGUUUGUCCAGCUGGAAAUGAGGCUCCAGUGAGGGAGUGCGAGCCGAGCCGAGCCGAGCCGAGCCGAGCUGAGCCGUUUAAUGUGCUACACACAGAGAUAAUGAGGAGAUGACGCCGUUUCUGUGGAUUCUUCUGUUUUUACUGCGGGGCCGUGAAGGCACCUGUGCAAACGGUGUGUCGUUCACGAAGCACCCGACCAAUCAGACGGUGUCUCAGGGGAACGCGGCGCGGCUGGGCUGUGCGGUUCAGGGAGUGACGGAGCCCGACAUCGUGUGGAUGAAGGACGGAGAGAAACUGUACAGCACCGACCAGAUGUUCAUCACCCUGGGAGAGCAGCACUGGGAGACCUACCACAGUGUGAAGUCGGUCCAGCAGCAGGAUGCGGGGCAGUACUGGUGUGAGGUCGAGUUCCACGGCCUGACGUUCUCCUCUGAGCGAGCCUGGAUCACGGUGGAAGGUGUCCCCCACUUUGUCCAGGAGCCACAGGACGUGGCCACGUUCCCCAACGUUCCCUUCAACCUCACCUGUGAAGCCAUUGGCCCCCCGGAGCCCGUGGAGGUGCUGUGGUGGCUGGGCGGGAUCCAGGAGGGAGGCCCUAGACCGUCCCCCUCUGUCCUCCAUGUCCCAGGAGUGAACAGCAGUGUGAAGUUUUACUGUGAGGCGAAGAACGCCAGAGGAAUCUCAGUCUCCAGAACUGGAACAGUUCACAUUAAAGUGUUGCCAGCAGCUCCAGUUGGGCUGCAGGUUCAGAGGAUGGUGGACAACAAUGUCACGUUGUCAUGGAAACCAGGAUUCACUGGGCACUCUGAGCUGUCCAGCUGCAUCAUCCAGCUGUCGAGGCGUUCAGUCCGACGGGGUGACCUCCCUCAGCAGGAGGUUCUGGUUCCUCCUCACCUGCAGGUUCUGUCUGGUCUGAGGAGUCACUCUAACUACAGCGUCAGGGUGUCCUGUGUCAACGAGGUGGGACCGUCCCCCUUCUCCUCCUGGCUGCACUUCCAGACACCUGAGUCAGUGCCCUCGGAGGCCCCCAGGAACCUGACGUUUGAGCUGUCGGAGCAGCAGCUGACUCUGAACUGGGCCACACUGCAGGACGAGGAGCUGCAGGGCAGACUGCUGGCCUACAAGGUGCAGUGGACUCUGGGAGGAGAAGCUCAGGAGCCUCUGCUGUUUAAGGAGAACUCGGCUCAGCUGUCUGGAGGAGGACGUUUCUUUAACGCCUCUUUCCAGGUGUCAGCCUGUACCUCAGUGGGCUGUGGACCCUGGAGCCCUCCGGUUCUGGUGCUGCCCACCUCAGUGCAGGUCAAGGCCCAGCGGAGCCACAUGUGGGUCGGCCUGCUGCUCGGUCUGCUGGUGGCCACCGUGGUCGGACUGCUGCUCACUGUCCUCGCUCGCCGCCGUGGAAAAGAGACGCAGUUUGGGUCAGCCUUCAAGCCUCCAGGUCCUGAAAGUUCGGUUUCCUUCACGGCUGCUCGGUCCUUCAACAGAAGCUGUGCUGAGCUGCAGGAGUCGACACUGGACAGUCUUGGCAUUAAUGAUGACCUGAAGAACAAGCUGCAGGAUGUUCUGAUCCCAGAGAGGCUCCUAACACUGGGACACAUGCUGGGGAAAGGUGAGUUCGGCUCAGUGCGGGAGGCCUUCCUCAAGGCGGAGGACUCGUCCGUCCAAAAGGUGGCGGUCAAAGUGCUGAAAACUGACGUCACUUCGUCAGGUGACAUUGAGCAGUGUCUGAAGGAGGCGGCUUACAUGAAGGACUUCGACCAUCCCAAUGUUAUCCAGCUCAUUGGAGUGAGCCUUCACCGACGUCCUGGCCAGCGGCUGCCGAUCCCAAUGGUGGUCCUUCCGUUCAUGAAGCACGGAGACCUGCACACCUUCCUGCUGCUGUCCCGGCUGGGAGAUCAGCCUUUUGACCUGUCACUGCAGACACUGCUGCAGUUCAUGUUGGACAUAUCUCGGGGGAUGGAGUAUCUCAGCAGCAGGAACAUCAUCCACAGAGACCUCGCCGCCCGCAACUGCAUGCUGAAUGAGAACAUGAUGGUGUGUGUUGCAGACUUUGGUCUCUCUAAGAAGAUCUACAGUGGAGAUUAUUACCGGCAGGGUUCUGUCUCCAAGCUGCCUGUGAAGUGGAUCGCUCUGGAGAGUCUGGCUGACAACGUGUACACCACCCAGAGCGAUGUGUGGGCUUUUGGCGUGACGAUGUGGGAGAUCAUGACUCGAGGUCAGACUCCGUAUCCUGGCGUGGAGAACUCUGAGAUCUAUGAGUAUCUGAUCAAAGGAGAACGACUAAAGAAACCUCUGGACUGCAGAGACGACAUUUAUGAGAUCAUGCACAGCUGUUGGAGUCCCGUCCCUAAAUGUCGUCCCAGUUUCCAACAUCUGGUUGGUCAGCUGGAAGGACUGUGGCUCAACCUGUCCCCUGCCCCCCCAAUGAAAGAGCCUUUACUCUACGUCAACCUGGAGGGGGACGAGGGGGAGCCGGUCCGAGAGGGAGUCUGGGCCUUUGGGCCAGAGGAGACCACAGCAGCUGGGGCCUUGAACUGGAGCGUCCCCUGGCAGCACAGGCCGGAGGACGAGGAGAAGGACUGGCUGAUGGUGGGGUCCGGGGCCGCACUGGCCAUUGGAGGAGACUACAGAUACAUCAUUGGUCCCUGUGGAGCCCCCGAGGAGGACGAGGAGGAAGGAGUAGAAGGGAGAACAGUGAACACUUUACAGGGGGACGUCGGAGAGGACGAAGACGAUAUCGUCAUUAAUGUGUGAGUAGAGACUGACCAAUCACAGUGCUUCUCCUCCAUGUGAGUCAUCUGAUUGGAGAGAGGCGCUCACUUUACAGCACUGAGCAACAGCAGGCAGGUGGAAAGUGAAGGUACCCACUGGCUCAUAAAAGCACCAACACACACCAUCAGUACCCGUGAACCGUGUUCCAGCUCGUCCACUCCCUGAUGACGGCUCAGCUCCUCCCACAAACUGGACAUCUGACCUGCUAUAUGGGACAUAUUAGCCUAGCUUAGCACAAAAACUGGAAGUAGGAGGAAACUGUUAGCUCCUGUUGUAAUAAAAGACCAGCAGACAGUCUUACCUUCUGGCUGGGCUGAAGGUGGAUUAUGAGCCAUUUGUUUGCAGGGUUCUCUUUGGGUCUUGGAUGCAACAAGACGGGACAGAGACAAAGCCUUUGGUUUUAUUUCACAAGAUGCAAACUAAAAUAAAGUGCAGCUCAAAAAGAACAUCAACACAUUUAAAAAUUGCUGCAGCAGCUCAGGCUCAGGCACAAACUCCUGCUUGUCAUGUUGUAGUUUCUGCCCUGUCUUUGUGGUGGACCUGCUGCCCACUUUCAGACUGUGACUUGCUCUUGGACCAGUUUCAGUCAUUCUUCUCUACUGUUUGGUUCCAGCAGACAGAUGUGAUCCAGCCGUGACCUUCAAACAUUUAAAACUCAUCAGGUGGAAACAUCUGAGAGUUUAUUGGAUUUUUCCUGAUUUUUCCUUUCAGUUUGUUGAGGACUUUGUGUUGGUGAAAUGACUCGUUAACUAACAAACUCGAGAUGUGGUGACAGCUUAUAUUCAGUGUGUUCAUGUUUGACGAGGGUCCUCUGGUGUAACAGGCUCUAAUAUCUUGGACUUCUUCUGCUGCAGUUUCUUGUCACUCUGAGUCUGAUUGACUCUGACACGUCAAACUCUAACUGUUUCAGUGAACUGAGAGUCCCUACGAACUCCUAAACUCUGCAGCUGGAAAACCUGACACCACAGAAGACAGAAUUUACUGUCUGGACAUUUUAAAUUGAUGUGGUUAAUGUACCAACAGUAUCAUCACGCGAUCCCUCUGGAGGUUUCAGGCACACACUUUGGCCUUGGUCCACACACUGUCUUGAGACCAGACUGAUAACAGGUUCAGGAUCUGCACGGCAGCUGAUCCUCUGUAGACUGAAGCCAUGAGAUGUGGCUGAAAGCUCCAGGUCAAACCAGCUGGGUGAACUUUUACUGUCAGCAGGGAUGUUAGGUCUUUUCACAGACAAGAAACUUGACAGUAUUUUUGUUAAAUUCAACUUUAUUCAGCGUCACAUAAUGUCAUCUUUCCGUGGUUUUCAUAAGCAACAUUAAUCAGGGUUAAAAUCAGCGCAGCAAACACAGCUCUCCUUCAGAGGCACAACUAAAAUCAAUCAAUCAGUCGACUGAAAAUGAAUCUCUUACACAUAUGAGAUGAGUACCAGUAGAGCAGUCUGUCAGGUGGGGUUCUCCAUCUGGUGCAAGAACGAUCGAAUGUGGGCAUCAUUUGACUGGAGUUUCAGUACUGAAUUAUUUUGGUUUCGGCCUGACACUCUUUGAAAUAAGUGAUUCACAGCUUAAUUUACAUGAAUCUGGUACUUUUCUUUGCCUUUUAUGAAACUAAACUAAGAAUCAAUAACUGGUCUCCAGAUGAAGACUUUUGGACAUUUUUCACUGUUUUGAGGUUUAAAGUGAGACUGUGUAACGUCUGCGGACUGGUUCAUGUCAGACCCUGACCUAACAGGAGGACAAGAGCUGACUGCAGCCCAUCAGCGAUGCACCGUCUGGUAUUCCGCUAUCUGCUGAUGAAUUUUAAAAUGUUUUUUUUUCAUGUUUGGAGCAGAAACAAUUGUAUUUUUAUUUUUAUUUUUUUUUAUCUGUAGCAGCUCUAAUCACUGAUAUGACUGAUUCCAGCUUCUGUUCUCAGUUUUAUUUUCCUUGUUUAUGGUGGUAAACUAAAUGACUCUGGAGUUUGGACUGUUGGAUGGACAAAACAAGACAUCUGACAACUCGGACUCUGAGUUGGACUUUUUUCAUCAUUUUCUGGCAUUUCUAGGAUUAUAUUACAGCUGUGUGUUUGAUGGAAAAGUGCAAUAUCAACUGCAAGUCCUCAGUUGAUCUUAAGUUAAAAUCCAGUUUUGAAGCCUCAGUAUGGAACCAAUUUCCUGCCAGAACAUCACAAACAAAAUAUGUUGUACAAGUUCACUGACCAACAUCAACAAACUAAUACAUUUUGUUUCAAAUAUGUAAUUUGUAGGAGAUGAAUGUAAUAUAAAAAAUAUCUUGUGACUUUUAGCACAGCUUUUCUGCCAUGACUAUGCUCAGGAUUUUCUCACAAUAUCCUUAGCAGUUUGCCCUCCACAGCAGCAGAUGGCGACACAAGUCCUUUUAAAGAGUUGAGUGAGAUUUUAUGAUAAGGGGUAUGUUGCUGUUAGUAAAGUUCUUAGUUGAACUGACUCAUAGCACCACCUGCUGUUGGGAAGUACUCAGGACAUUUGUGAGAAAAUCCUGAGCAAAGUCAUGUGAUGUGUUGUCUUAGUGGGAUGUUUGUGAUUGUAAGACAUAUUAAUAUGUUGUCUUUCUCUUUGAUAGAUUUGUUUGGAUUGUUGUGUUGUUUGUAUUUGUAAAUCAUGUUAAUUUUUUGUCAGGAUACAGCAGGGGGUUGGGGGGGCCAACAGCACACGCUUGCCCCUGGGCCCUUGUAGUGGAUAAGUCAGGCCCUGACUGCUGUAUUAUUUUGUAAAUUGAAACUUUGCUGCUUUAAACCGACUCCCUUGCAGACUAACAAUGAAGUGAAGCUGUUUUUUUUUAACUACCUGAAGCGUCUCACUGCAAACAGCACUGCACGAUUUCCUUUAGAAGUUCACUGAUUUUUACACUAAACAACAUGCUGUACAUUUGAGACAGGUGUACUGUGAGGAUGUAACACUGUCUUUUAGAAACCUGGGAUGUUUUAUUGGACCUGGAGUUUACCUGUUUGUAUUUUGGUUGAGGCUGCAUAACUAAAAGAAUUUUCUGCUCUCAUGUUUGAACUAAACUUUGAUUUUGUUGGGAUGUCAAGGGACAGUAUGUUUUAACAUGUUAGAUAUUUUUUAUGUUGAUAUUUAAACAGAAAUCGACCUGAAUUUGUGUCACCUGAAUUUAUCCAUGACCAUACUUGAAGCUGACGUCUCCCACUGACUACAGAGCUGUACACACAGCCGAUGUGAGAUUCUUACAUGAAUAAAGUGUUACCUGCUUCA